AGUGAUUUAUUUAAAUUUAUUGAUAUCAUGUGUUAUGAUAAAACAUAAACAAUGCUAAGGAUACUAUCAAGACUUUGGCAAAAUCUGCAAAAACAGCUUGAGGAUAUAUCAUACUGUUAUAGUUAUUAAAUAUUUUGUGAUAUUAAGUAUUUUGUCAACUUUAACAAAUAAUAUUUCACGGUUCACGGGAUAGAGCGACACUUUUUUUACCAGAUUCAUUCAUUCAAUGCAAAAACGUGUCGAAUAAGACUAAUUAUCAAAAUCUUUCAUGAUCUUCAAAUAAGCUCUAAGAAAUCUGAAAAUGGGGUCCGAGCAAAGUUCUCAAAAUAGUAACCAAAAUGCUAAUAAUGAAAAAACAAGAACAAGUCAACUCAGACGUGGUAAAAGCGUUCCAAAUCGUGAAAGAAAACCAGAAGAUACUCCACCAAGAUGUAUCAGUCCUGGCGCUAGCAUUUGCUCUGAUUCUGAUCUUCCAUAUAUUUCUUAUACAGUGAAUCGACCUAUUGGAGAUUCACCAAAGAUGACAAAUAAACAGUCACAAAUAUAUAGAGGAAAGAGUAUUGGAGUUGGAGAAAUUUCAAGGCGGAAAAACAGCCUAGGUGCAACAAAUCAUAAUCACAAGAAAAUUAAUAUAUCAGACAAGGCACACAGUAUUGUAGUGGUGAAACCAGCUCAAAUAGAUCCUACAGCAGACAAAGAUCCAGACAUAGUAAAAUUACAAAGUAUUCCAAUGUUUCUACCAAUUAUGCGUGGCACAUUGAAUCUGCCACCGGGUGUACGCGAUCCAGAGGUCUUGGAGAGGCUUGACCCUGUCGGUCUAUUUAAUCUAUGUGCACGUUACCAACAUCAUCUAAAUACAAAUGCACAGAUUAUAGCAACAGAACAAGUUACUUUAUGCGCUAGUAUGGAAACGGAAUUUGGCAAGGUAUUAAAUCUUGCCGUGGAUCGACAAAAGAAAUUCGCUAAAUUUGCAGAACAGAUAAAUAAAGUGCACGAGCUUAGCCGUCAGCUGACCAGAUGUCAUUCGCUUCUCAAUCAAACUCUUGAAAGCCUUGAAACACUCAACAAUUUAUUACCAGUUGAAGAGAGGCUCGAGCCCUUUGUCUGGACUACAGGUUAAUUAUAUCCAAAUAAUAAAGAAUAAUAAGAAAAAUGUUAUCACUGUUUUUAGCGAGAAUGGAUUCUCCAUAAAAUAUUUAUAUCCUACCACAAAGAAAUUGUGAUUAAGAUGU
Messenger RNA from Cyphomyrmex costatus, 1232 nucleotides. RefSeq names its product BLOC-1 related complex subunit 5 (gene BORCS5). The transcript is spliced from 3 exons. Bases 302 to 1120 code for a protein of 272 amino acids. Gene Ontology annotation, cellular component: cytoplasmic side of lysosomal membrane; synaptic vesicle membrane; BORC complex. The record is from RefSeq and is a predicted model, not a curated record. Lineage: Eukaryota; Metazoa; Arthropoda; Insecta; Hymenoptera; Formicidae. Gene Ontology annotation, biological process: positive regulation of anterograde synaptic vesicle transport; lysosome localization; organelle transport along microtubule.